Molecule: messenger RNA, 719 nt
Organism: Porites evermanni
Lineage: Eukaryota; Metazoa; Cnidaria; Anthozoa; Scleractinia; Poritidae
Source: the annotation of a GenBank genome assembly
AUGGCGAACGCGACAUUAAACCAAACGACACUGUCUGAGACGGUCCUUAUAUAUAUCUGUCCACAUCUACCAAUUGAGGUUCAAACUCUUCCGUACAUGGCGAAUACUACGGCUCAAGUCAUCACUUUGUUAACAUGCAUCGGCAACGGAAUUUCCUGUCCAGUGGCUACAGUGGAAAAUCUUUUAGUCUUCGCUGUUAUUUUGAAAAUUCGUAGUUUAUGGACAGUCUUCAACACCUCAGUUUUAUGCCUGGCAUUCACUGAUUUGUUAAUCGCCAUGUUUGCACAGCCAGCGUUCAUUGCUUAUCAGACAGGAAAGUAUAUAAGCUCUUUCGCUUGUAUAGUCCCUAUUUUAUUAAAACCGUGUUCGAGUUUUGGUGCGUGGGGUAGUCAUUUAUCACUCUCGCGCUCAUAACAUUGGAAAGACACUUUGCGGUGUUCAAACCGUUUCAUUAUCGCGCUUCUGUGACGCGAUUUCGCGUGCUACGCGUUACUCUAAGUGGAUGGAUCGCGUGGACAGUUUUCAGCUUCGGCCUUCGAUUUUCUCCAAAUGGCAUGAACCUUAAAACAUACUCAAUUGUAUCCUCUAUCUUAAUAUCAUUUACUCUAAUCGAAACAGUAUUCGUUUAUAUUAAAUUGUACAACGCCACUAAAAUCAAAGACUGCUCUGUUAAAACUGUGAAAGGUUUGAACCCAGGGGUCAUUUCAAAAGUAGGUUGA